Molecule: messenger RNA, 3087 nt
Organism: Mauremys mutica (yellowpond turtle)
Lineage: Eukaryota; Metazoa; Chordata; Testudines; Geoemydidae
Molecular function (GO): nucleic acid binding
Source: RefSeq, a predicted model, not a curated record
AUGGAGGACUUCAUCGCGGCUGAAACCCCGCUGGGCUCAGCUGGCCGGACCGCCCCGCCCCGGAUGGAGCGCCCCAACCCAGAAAAGAAGGGGGCGCCCACCCUCACAGACGUACGAGUUUCCUCCCGUGGAGCGGAGGCCCGGACCCGUACCGCCACGUCCUCCGGGAGACCCGCUCGGACCCCGGUUCCUGCGGCGAGAGGGGACUACCGGAACCCGCCUGGAGGACUGGAGUGUACCUUUGGCCAGGUUUACUCAGGGGAAGGCCGUGCCCGGCGUUGGCAAGCGGCCAAGAUCACCGUGCCCAUGGUCGUUGAGGGGCGCCCGACUGUGGCCCUCCUCGAUUCAGGCUGCGGCCAGACACUGGUCUGCCAAACCAUGGGCCCGCAGGCUGACAACCGCCUGGGGAAGAUUCAGCUGCAGUGUAUCCACGAGGAUAUACGGCCCUACCCAAGUACCAAGGCCCAACUGAUUAUUGAUGGGGUCACCCGGCUGAUGACAGUGGGACUCGCUCCACGGCUGGCGUACCCAGUGAUCCUGGGUUGGGACUGGCCCGAGUUCCCCGCCGUACUACGCCGCCAUGCCGAGGGCAGCCUGCAGGUCACGCCAGCCUUGGAAGGGGAGGCCCCAGAGACUGAGGAAGACGAGGUGGAAGCCCCCGACCACACCAACCCGACGGAAGGACGUGAAGAUCCUCCCCCCGGAGUGGGGGAGGAUCCCUCUGCGCCCACAGACUUUUGCCGGGAUCAACGGGCCAACCCUACACUCACGCGGACAUACGACCAGCUGGCCUCCGUGGAUGGGACGGUCCUCGACCCCCAUCGAGCGGCGCAGUGGCCGCCCUUUGAGUUGCGGCAGGAGCGCCUGUAUCGCGUCGAGAGGGACCCCCGCACGGGGGAUACCCGGACACAACUCCUCGUGCCUCGGUGUCACCGCCGGGCGGUCAUGAAACUGGCCCACGACAUCCCUGUGGCCGGGCACCUCGGUCACGAGAAGACCCUGGCUCGGAUCCUGGGGCGCUUCUUCUGGCCAGGGGUACACCAGGAGGUAAAGAAUUAUUGCAACUCUUGCCCGGAAUGCCAGUUGGCUGCCCCAGCACGAACUCCCAAGGCACUGCUGGUCCCGAUGCCUCUGAUUGAGACCCCCUUUGAACGUGUGGCCAUGGACCUGGUGGGGCCUCUCCCUAAGAGCAGCGCAGGGUUCCAAUACAUUUUGGUGAUAAUGGACUAUGCUACCAGGUUCCCCGAAGCAAUCCCUCUCCGGACCAUCACAGCCCGCACCAUCGCAGCUGAGCUGGUAGCCCAUACCGAGGACCCCAGGGAACCCCAGCUCGUGGAGACCCCAACAGACGACCAACUCAAGCAGACCCGGUGCCUCCUGCAAGCAUUUUCCUGCACCUUUACGGGCCAGCCGGGAUACACCACCCUGGUAUACCAUAGGAUCCAGACGGAGCCUGGGGUGGUGAUCCGGGGCGCGACCAGGCCCUUGCCGUAUCACAGGAGGCAGGUUGUUGAGGAGGAGGUACGAGCUAUGCUGGAUCUAGGGGUGAUUGAACCAUCGCAAAGUGAGUGGCGCAGCCCUGUAGUGCUGGUACCGAAGCCCGACGGCUCACAGAGAUUCUGUAUCGACUUUAGGCGCGUUAAUGCUAUCUCCAAGUUCGAUGCCUAUCCCAUGCCUCGGAUAGAUGAGCUGUUGGCCCGCUUAGGGGAGGCCCGCUAUAUCACCACCCUUGAUCUAAGCAAAGGGUACUGGCAGAUCCCCCUGAAACCAGCCUCCAGGGAGAAGACUGCGUUCGCCACACCCACGGGCCUAUACCAGUUUACCCGGAUGCCCUUCGGCCUCCAUGGGGCUCCGGCCACCUUUCAGCGCCUAAUGGACCGCCUCCUCCAGCCACAUCAGGACUACGCGGCCGCCUAUCUAGAUGACGUGGUCAUUUACAGUCCUCGGUGGGAGAACCACCUAGAAAGGGUCGCAGCCGUCCUGAGGUCCCUGCGGAAGGCCGGGUUAACAGCCAACCCUAAGAAAUGUCGCAUCGGCUGGCAAGAGACCACGUACUUGGGGUAUACUAUCGGGCAUGGACAGGUAAAACCUCUUGUCGGCAAGGUCCAGGCCAUCGCAACCUGCCCCCCGCCAGCCACGAAGCGCCAGGUGUGCCAGUUUCUGGGGCUGGCAGGGUAUUACAGGCGGUUUAUUCCCCAAUUCGUGGCAAUUGCCGCCCCCUUACCGGGGCUCCUGACAAAGGACAGCCCGCGGCAGGUGAAAUGGACCCGCGAGUGCGACGAGGCCUUUCAGACACUCAAGACGAGCCUCUGCAGCGAGCCGGUCUUGUACAGUCCUGACUUCCACCGGACAUUUGUUUUACAGACAGACGCCUCGGAAGUGGGACUUGGGGCCGUCCUUUCCCAAGAAGUAGAGGGGGAAGAGCAUCCGGUUCUUUACAUCAGGAAGCUGUUCCCCCGAGAGAAAAACUACGCGGUGGUCAAAAAGGAAGCCCUCGCUGUGAAGUGGGCCUGUGAAGCCCUGAGGUAUUACAUCCUGGGAGCCCCCUUCACCUUGGUCACCGACCAUUCCGCACUCCAGUGGUUGGCUCGCAUGAAGGACCAUAAUAUGCGGCUGCAGCGGUGGUACUUGGCCCUGCAGCCCUAUGCCUUCACUGUGCGUCAUCGGGCCGGGAAGGACCAUGCUAACGCGGACUUCCUCUCCCGGCUGGGGGGUAUGGAAGGGGCUGGCCCCGCUGCACGGGAGCCAGCCUUGAGGUGGGGGCCGUGUAGUGAGGCGGCCUGGCUCCCGGCCGCACCCGAGAGGGAGGAGCCAGAACAGCUGCCACAGUGGGCGGAACCACUGCCACCUGUCCCCGCCCCCCAGAAGUCAAGGGGCGGGACAGGAAGUAUAAAAGCCCCGGCCCAGCGCUCAGUUGCAGCCCGGCGGCCGGAGAGGACAGACGCUCCUGACCGAGCUCCUGCUGGACCGAACCUGCCCCAAGCCCAGUACCCUGAAGAAGACUGGCCGAGCCUUCCCCGAGCCCGGUACCCUGAGGAGGACUGACCGAGCCUUCCCCGAGCCCGGUAUCCAGAGGAGAACUGGCCG